AUGACCCUUAACGAGGAACAGACCCGCUCUCGACAGCGUCGUGGUCGUGGUGGUUCGGGGAGCGGCUCCAUUUCGGGUUCCGCAUCGCCCUACAGCUCCUACCAGACAUCUCCCUCUCCAUUUCCCUCUCAUUCUCCUCCCGCUCCCGGUGUGGCACCCACUCCUGCUCCUGCUCCUGCUCAUCCGGCACUUCUGAGAGUUGCGGAGUUUGUUCGACAGCCGGGUCGUGACCAUCUUCCAUAUCUCACUCAGUAUCCACGUGGACGGGGUCAGACAUGGUUCGACCGAUCCGGGAACGGGAUCAGCGGAUGGAUCAACAGUAUGAUGUACUCGUCCCUCGACAAUGGACAUCCGACUUUCACCGACUUCCCUCUCGAGAAGCAGCAUAUGUGGUUUCAACAGUUUGCGCAACAAUUCAACUGGAAUGCCGAUGAUACGUUGUUUAUCUAUUACCACUUCGUCCAUAAAGUUAUGGACAACUAUAGGAAGCAGAUGCACUCGUGGAAGAAGAAGUUCCAAAGGGGAUGGACCCGACGGUCUGGCGGGAGUUGGGUGUGCAUUGGAGUAAGAACGAAGUGA
Raphanus sativus (radish) is the source of this 579-nucleotide messenger RNA. RefSeq lists its product as uncharacterized. The transcript is spliced from 5 exons. The coding region runs from base 1 to 579 and encodes 192 amino acids. Lineage: Eukaryota; Viridiplantae; Streptophyta; Magnoliopsida; Brassicales; Brassicaceae. The record is from RefSeq and is a predicted model, not a curated record.